CUGCCCUCGCCUAAUUAUUGGGCAGGCUUGUGACCCUCGACGGGCUGCUUGAUCCACGAAUACUUUUUGUUUUCACCAUGGAAAUGUUGGAAUGGGUUGGGUCUGAAAGAGAUCGAAGUUUGGACAUCAAUGAAAAACCCAAGAGAAAACAAUGUUUUGGGCUGAGCUGAAAAGACCAAUAACCAUAGAACCCGAACUCCUCCACCAGACCUGCAAGACGAAGAUCGCCGCGCCGCAUAUAAGCUCAAAACCCUAAAAAAAUCAGACCAGGAAGAGAAACAUAGAAAGGGUCCGUUUGAGUUGCAGAAGACAGAACAAAGCUGUCACCUAUCUUGUCCAGACAACCUUAAUUAACGAAGAUGCCAAAGUCCAAGCGUAACAAAAUAGUUUCAUUAUCGAAGACAAAGAAGAAGGGAAGGGAACAUAAAGAAUCAAUAGUGAAUGCUAUAAGGGAAGCUACGGAGAAUUACAAUUCUAUCUAUGUUUUCUCUUUUGAAAACAUGAGGAAUCUUAAAUUCAAGGAGUUCAGAGAGCAGCUCAAACCCACCAGCAGAUUCUUCCUUGGUUCAAAUAAAGUGAUGCAAGUUGCUCUAGGUCGUUCUGCUUCUGAUGAGAUUAAACCAGGUCUUUACAAAGUUUCCAAGCUUCUGCGUGGGGAUACUGGACUGUUUCUUACCAACAUGGCAAGAGAAGAAGUGGAGAGCUUGUUUAAUAAAUUUGAAGAAACCGACUUUGCAAGGACAGGAAGCAUUGCAACUGAAAAGGUGGAACUUUUAGAAGGUCCUUUGGAUCAGCUCACGCAUGAGAUGGAGCCCUUUUUGCGCAAGCAAGGCAUGCCUGUUCGGUUGAACAAAGGUGUUGUAGAACUUGUUUCAGACUUUGUUGUCUGCGAGGAGGGAAAGCCUUUGUCACCUGAGUCAGCUCGGAUACUGCGCUUGCUGGGGAUCAAAAUGGCUACUUUCCGACUACACUUGAUCUGCAGAUGGAGCCCUGAGGACUUCGAACUUUAUAGAGAAGCACUAGAUGAAUCAGAUGUUGAAUCUGUGUAGAUUAUGAUUUCAGAUCGAUAAAAAGGGUCAUUCGAAUUAGAGGUCUUUGAUAUCCACCUUGGUUGUUAUGGAGGACAAUAUGUGCUAUAACAAAGUAAUGCAGCAGCAGCAGCUGUGUAGCCCUAUAGGUGGUUUCUCAGUUUUGUCUAGAAGUCUGGCUAGUUAAGUCCGUGUUAUUCAUUGACUGGUUUUAUCCUGCAAUCUUUUGCGAUAGAUUUUGAUCUUUUUUUUUUUCUUUUCAUAUAAUUGCAUCAAGUGCUUUUCUCUGUAAAAUCUUCUGUUGUAGUAUUAAAUCUACAUCUGAGUUGCAGGAUAUUUAAAAUUGCAUGCACUGGGAAUUAUUAUGCUACAAUAUAU
Molecule: messenger RNA, 1406 nt
Organism: Durio zibethinus
Lineage: Eukaryota; Viridiplantae; Streptophyta; Magnoliopsida; Malvales; Malvaceae
Biological process (GO): nuclear-transcribed mRNA catabolic process; ribosomal large subunit assembly; rRNA processing
Cellular component (GO): nucleolus; preribosome, large subunit precursor
Molecular function (GO): RNA binding
Source: RefSeq, a predicted model, not a curated record